This is a messenger RNA of Cimex lectularius (bed bug), 967 nucleotides long. RefSeq lists its product as uncharacterized. The transcript has 3 exons. The coding region runs from base 406 to 927 and encodes 173 amino acids. NCBI's taxonomy places the organism in Eukaryota, Metazoa, Arthropoda, Insecta, Hemiptera, Cimicidae. The record is from RefSeq and is a predicted model, not a curated record.
GAUCAAAAUCUAGGAGAUAUUUUAAGCACAAUUUAAUUUAAUUUAAAUAAUCAUUUUAAUCAUUAUUUUUAGAUCAAUUACAAUACCAUGCUAUAUAAACAUGUACAGUGUAAUUUAAAUCAAAAUUGACUUGUAAAAGAGAUUCUGUUGUACCUGCUUCGUGCCACUUCCCAUUUUGGAAAGUAGGAUCUGUGAAUAUCAGCAUAUCACCGAAUUUCUCAUAAAAACGAGGCAGCUCUCCUGUCAGACUUUCGGUCCAGAGCUUUUUGCUGAGCAUGAAUCCCCUGAUUUUCUCCUGGUUUUCGAUCUGUCUUUUUGACAUUUUUUCUCCAAAUGGAAAAUGCACGUGGAAACGAGUAUGAUAACCUUCGCCAAUAGACAAGCAAACUAUUGAUACCGGAUAAAAUGGGAGAGAGCGGAGAUCCUUAUUUUGUACCGACCAGGUCUAGUGUUAGGGGGGUUAAGCACGAAGUAGUCGUUUUCAGCGAGAAGAGGCAUGAAAAGAAACCCGUCGUUGCUGCUGAAAAGUCGAACAUUAAGGAGCUCGACAUGAAACAGGCGAGGUUCGAAAUAUACAAGUUUGCCCAGACCGGCCUCACAAACCCCGACAAGCACAAGUCAAACAAGGAGCUCGCCCUGGCCCUGGGCGCCGUACCGCCGAAAAACAAGUAUCUCAACUACAAGAAACUCAAGGAAGAGCGAAAGAGGGAAAAGGAAGAGAAGAACAAGAAGAAAGACCUGUUUCUGCUUGGCAAGCAAUUCCGACCGGAUCGCUACGACAGGAAGCGUACUGAUAGUAAGGCAGUCUUGAAGCAAAAGCGGAAAAUUGGAAGUGGAAUUCUUAAUGUGUACGGCACUGUCUUGACCUCCAAAGUGUUCAUCUGCAGCAUACAGCCAAUUAUUAGUCGAGUACACAUUGGAAUUUGACAAUAUUUAAAUAGUUGGAUAAAAUGGGGAUUUGUCAAAG